Messenger RNA from Patella vulgata (common limpet), 4297 nucleotides. Its product is annotated as homeobox protein Meis1. Gene Ontology annotation, molecular function: RNA polymerase II cis-regulatory region sequence-specific DNA binding; DNA-binding transcription activator activity, RNA polymerase II-specific. Gene Ontology annotation, biological process: animal organ morphogenesis; embryonic pattern specification; positive regulation of transcription by RNA polymerase II. The transcript has 13 exons. The record is from RefSeq and is a predicted model, not a curated record. Lineage: Eukaryota; Metazoa; Mollusca; Gastropoda; Patellidae. The coding region runs from base 275 to 1762 and encodes 495 amino acids.
UGGUCCCAAUCUCACUUAACAGUCUAACUUCAACUUCUGGUUAUGGCUACAGCUAUUAAAUAGUUUAGCGGACUAUUUUCUUUUAAUCUGUUACACUGCUUAAAAGGAUUAUCUAAUUUCUUUAACAUCUACUUGCUGUAUUACGACACGACUUCAGGCACCACUAUUUGUGUGUACGGAGGGAUACCGCUUGUUGAUACUAGAGAGAAAAAACUUACGCAAUAAGCAAGCGAUACACCAAACAUAAAGACGGGGAGACGAAGCAUCGCUUGUCAUGGCACAGAGGUUUGAUAAUGACAUUCCCCAUUACGGGGGCAUGGAAAGCGCAGGAAUGUACGAUCCCCACCGUUCGAUGGGGACUCACCCCCUCACUCAUUCUCAUACAGGAUCUAUACACCAAUACCCUUCGUAUACAACCAGCAGUAGUAUGCCGGGAGUAAUGAGCACAACACAAGACAGUCAAUUAAAAAGGGACAAAGAUUCUAUAUAUUCACAUCCACUAUUUCCUCUGCUAGCACUUAUUUUUGAAAAAUGCGAGUUAGCAACGUGCACACCUCGAGAACCGGGUGUGGCGGGAGGGGACGUGUGUUCGUCUGAAUCAUUUAACGAAGACAUAGCUGUAUUUAGUAAACAAGUACUCGGUCGAUCCGAAAAACAGUGUUUUUCAACAAAUCAUGAACUUGAUAGUUUGAUGAUACAAGCAAUUCAGGUUUUACGAUUUCAUCUGUUGGAACUAGAAAAGGUGCAUGAACUAUGUGACAAUUUUUGCCAUAGAUAUAUUAGUUGCUUAAAAGGAAAAAUGCCUAUAGACUUAGUUAUAGACGACAGAGAAUCUACCGGUUCCAAUACUGGAACGCCAAAAUCCUCAACAACGACAGGGGGGCUGGAUAACCCAGCGGAUAUUUCAGAAAAUAGUCAGGAACAGCGUCCACCUUCUCAUAGUUUGAAUUUUAGUCAACAAGACGAUACCCAAUCAUCUCGUUCUGGGGACACGCCCAUACCACCUAGUCAACCAAAUACUAACUCAUCACAUAAUCUUGAAAAUAAUAGUGAAUCAGGUGAUGGUUUGGAUAAUAGCCUGGGAUCAGGGGAAGGGUCUGAAGAUGAAGAAAACGGUGAUAGAACAAAACGCUCAAAAAAGCGAGGAAUAUUUCCAAAAGUUGCAACAAAUAUCAUGAGAGCAUGGCUUUUUCAACAUUUGUCGCACCCGUAUCCUUCAGAAGAACAGAAAAAACAGUUAGCACAAGAUACAGGUUUAACAAUACUUCAGGUCAACAAUUGGUUUAUUAACGCUAGAAGGAGAAUCGUGCAACCGAUGAUCGACCAAUCAAAUCGAGCAGGACCUGGAUCUCAUGCUCCCUACAGUCCAGAUGGAUCCGGAAUGGGAUAUAUGGACAACUCUCACAUGCAAAUGGGUGCGCACAGAUUAGGAGGUAUUCAUAGCGCUGAUAUGUAUGAUCCAAUGAAAGCUGGUUAUUCUCAUUUGACAGACAGUUCUCAACGUUACGAUCACAUGUUAGGUGUCCAGGGCAUGCACAGAAGUGAUAUGUACGGUGGUCCCCCCAGCAGUUCCUAUGGUAACAUGUCACAGUUUAGUCCACCAGUACAUUCUCAAGCUAUGCUGAUUCCAGGGCAUCCUCAUCAUAUGAUGAUGGGACAUGCUGCCGCUGGUAUGGGACAUGGUAUGUCGGCAGCUACUAGUCCUCCGUUACACGCUGGUAUGGACAUGGGAGGUCACAUACAAGACAUCCAUGCUGGAUAAUCGAACAAUAAAAAUAUAGACAACUUUAUUGGUGUAGCAAUUAAAACAAAUAAAAAGUAGCCACUUUCAGAAACCAUGUCACAUUUUCAACAAGAUUGAUUGUGAGGAUAGUGAGGACAUUUUCUGUUGUGACAACCAAAAAUUAGUGGCCAUUACUGACAUAUUCCAGCCAUAUGAAUCAUGUGAAGAAGGUUUCUUCUAGUUGCUAGGAAACAAGUGGCACUAUCAGUGAUUGACCUCAGUGUUAAAAGGUCAAGGUGAUUGGAAGGUGAAGGUCAUGGAUUGAAUGCACAACUAUUUGUGUCAGUGGAUGAUUUUAUGUAAGGAAUAUGAUUCCUAUAAGCCAAAGACUUUUAUAACAGUUAUUUUUACUGUUGAAUUUUAAUGUAAUAAUAAUACUACGUACGUACCAGGACCUAGUCACAUGUGACAUUAAUUAUAGUGAAUUUGUCUUAAUCCUGGUGAAGACUUCUAUAUAUAGACUAUGAAUAUAUAAAACUUUAUGUUGUCACAGCGAGAGGAUGUGGUGUAAAUAAAAAAAAACUCGCUGUGUCCGACAAAAAAAGAUAUACAAGUCCAUGGCAAGCCAUAAGCUAGCUCCUUACACAUAGACUGUUUUGACAGCAUGUACAUAUUAUAUAUAUGAAAAUGCUGUGUUAUUUUAUUUUCAUAGGUGUAUGUUUUCAGUAAAAAAAAUACCAACAUUGGAACAAAAAAAUCUUAGCCAAAUUAUGUAUGUUUUAGCCCUUUUAAGACUCAUCAUACAAAAUGUUUAAAGCUUUAUGAAGUCAAAUACCUCAUUAUGAUUAAAUUUAAUGCUUUUAUUACGAUGCUGUGUUGAAGAUUACAUUAAGUGUACAUGCAUUCCAAAAUUAAUUUAUUGAAGUAAAAAUCAGUGUUACUGUGUACAGCCGUGUUUUAACAUAAUGUGUUAUGUUUUAACAUUAUUUGGUACAUUUCAUGUUAUUUAUUACAAUAACAUGGUCACUACCAAACAUUAUGUGUUAUACUGCCAAUGGGCAAUCGUAAUGACCAAAGCAGACUUUGUAAAAUAAGAAAGAAGAGCUUUAGUUUUAAAAAAUGGUCAGUAGUAUUAGGAUGUCCUAUAUGUAUUAAGCAGAUGGCACAAAGAAUAUUAGGUUUUAUGAAUCUUAUAAAUGGGGAAGAUGGGACGGGGGUAUUUAUAUCCAUGCUAAUCGUAGAAAUAAGGUUAUCUUUUGUUUGAGUAACAUCUCCCAAAAUAAUGCAUUGAUCAAUGUAAAAUUACUUAAAAAAAUUAACAAACAACUAUUCAUGGUUAUAUAUGUUCUACAAAAUUCUGUUAUCCCAGAAUUUGAAAAAAUCGAAACUAUACAUAAAAAUGAUUAUUUGUGCGAAGGAGAUUGGAAAAUGAGCACAACAUUGACAACACCUAUUUUGGGGAAUGUUAGAAUUGGAAAUUGAAUUCAAUGUUUUUACAAAUUUCCCACCAUAUUUCGCAUGGAUUUUAUGUUAUUUUUUUCCAUGUCAGUUUUUAAUGUGAACAAAUCUAUCAUAUAAUCUAGUCAAUGUUUACCAAUUAUAAAUUUGGUAAAAAAACAAAAACACACUCUAAAGCUUUAAAUGUAUUUCUUUUAUUUUUUGUCAAAUCACUACAAUUUUAUGGAAUGGCUAAAAACAAUUAAGACAUUAUUAUUUAGUAAUUAUUUUUAUUUUAGACAAUAAUUUACUGAAUUUUGAAUAUUGACUUAGAGAAUGGAUGAUAUGCACCUCAACCCAAAACGAGAAUUUAUUAAUGUUUUUAUAAAUGUGAUAUUUAUUUAUUUUUUGAAGUGUAAAUCUCAAUCGAGGGGAAAUAACUCUAGUUAUUUUUUUUCCACAACAUAUCAUAUUUUACAGAUAUUAAAAAAACAGGCAAAAAGCUUUAGUUUGAUAUUUUCCUUGUCUCCAAUUAACCUGUUAAUUAAUUCUAUGACAGGUUAACUUAGUGACAUGACAAGACAUGGUAGAAAAUAAAUGAAUAAGUGUUAAAACAUUAAGACAUCAAUCAUGACUCUGUGUAAAAAUAGAUGACACAGAAUGUAGCAAAAGUGCUACCAAAUUAAAAAAGAAAGUAUUAUUCAUAUAUUUAAAUCAUAUUAUUUUUGACAUUUGUACAAAUUUUAAUAUAGACCAUCAUUAUUCAUUUCAUAUUUUUUGAAACAUGAAAAAAAAUCUGCUAUUUGUUAUAAUAUAGUUAUUUGUUAAUAAUAAACCCGAAAAUGUUUCGGGGUUAUUUCUUUUUCUUUUUUUUUUUUUAGAAACUGGUGCCCACAAGAUGACAAUAUUAUUAUUAUUAUUAUUAAUAUUAUUAUUAUAAUAUAAGUAGGUCUGCUAACUGUGUGGAAUUUGUUGACCACUGCGUGUAGUAUCUGUACAUUUUGUUUUUGUAUUCGGAUAUUUGAAGCUGGUGGUUGUGGAGUUGUUUUAGAGAUGGCAGACGACCAACUGCCACUUUCUGUAACAGAAAUGUUCAGUGAAUAAAGAAAAAUGAUAAUACUAAAAAAAAGAAGAAAA